Messenger RNA from Loxodonta africana (African savanna elephant), 2883 nucleotides. RefSeq names its product apolipoprotein B mRNA editing enzyme catalytic polypeptide like 4 (gene APOBEC4). The record is from RefSeq and is a predicted model, not a curated record. NCBI's taxonomy places the organism in Eukaryota, Metazoa, Chordata, Mammalia, Proboscidea, Elephantidae.
UCUGUUUCCUCCCUACCCCCAGGAGUCUCAAUAAAAAAAAAGAGAUGAGUCCUGAGCUUUCUGAUCUAUGGAUAUCACUCUCUUUUAGAAUCAAAGAUGCUACUGUAGUUUUUGUGCUACCUCCUUUGAAAGAUGAUAUGACAAUAAGUUAAUGUACUGUCUUUAGUUUUUCCUGCAUGGUUUUAUAUAUAAUUCCUCUUCCUUUCUUUUUAUUGCAGCUAGAAGACAAUAAAACUAGAAAUGGAGCCUUUAUAUGAGGAAUACCUAGCAAACUAUGGAACAAUAGUAAAACCUUACUACUGGCUUAGCUUCUCUCUAGAUUGUUAAUGUCCUUACCAUAUUCGAACAGGUGAAGAAGGAAGAGUUCCCUACACAGAAUUUUAUCAGAUUUUUGGAUUCCCUUACGGGCCAACGUAUCCUCAAACAAAACACCUCGUAUUUUUUGAACUAAAAACUUCCUCUGGCAGCCUGGUGCAAAAAGGCCAUGCUAGCAAUUGCACUGGGAGCCAUAUUCAUCCAGAAUCAAUGCUAUUUGAAACAAAAGGUUAUCUUGACUCAGCCUUAUACAGUAACGACAGCAUCAGGCAUAUCGUUCUAUAUGCCAACAACUCUCCUUGCAACGAAGCUAACCACUGCUGCCUCAGCAAAAUGUACACUUUCCUGAUGAUGUACCCAGACAUUCCUACCCUUAGUGUUUACUUUUCUCAGCUCUAUCAUACUGAGACUGACUUUCCUGCCUCAGCAUGGAACCGUGAGGCUCUCCGGAGCCUGGCCAGCUUAGGGCCACAGGUCACUUUGAGUCCAAUAAGUGGCAGGAUUUGGCAUUCUCUCCUCAACAACUUUGUGAGUGGUGUCUCAGGAUCAACCAUUUUCCAGCCCAUUUUACCUGGAAGAGCACUGGCUGAUAGGCACAACGCGUAUGAAAUCAAUGUCAUAACAGGAGUGAAGUCUUAUUUCACUGAUGUUCCUCCCCAGACAAAAGAGAAUCAGAACAUAAGAGUUCAGUCAGCUUUAGAGAACUAUCUGGUAAACAAUGUCUUUCCCAGGCAAUCAUUUCCGGUGACAAGCGGACAGAUACAAUCCAGCCUGACCCCAGGCCCCAGGAUUCCUGUCAUUUUUGUGCUGGUGCCUUUCAGAGACCUACCUCCAAUCCAUGUGAAUCAAAGCCCAUCUAAACCCAGGAAUGUCGUAAGGCACUUAAAUAUACCUCAAAUGUCAUUCCAAGAAACCAAGGACCUCGGGAGACCUCGCACUUGAAAGCCAGCGGAGAUAGUGGAAAUCACAGAACGAUCUGCAAGUAGAGAGGCAGAUGAAAAGAAGAAGAGGAGAGGGAGAAAAUAAAAUCUACAUCUCUACAGCCUGGGACCAAACAAUUAUCAGAGAACUUACUUACAUAGCCAACAAAAAUCGAGAAACUUUCUCCCUUAGGCCUGAUCCAAGAUGGAGACAGAUCAAUGCACUAAACGCAAAGCCUCAAUUAGUUCCUAUAUCAGCUAUCGUAACGUGAUGCUAUUUUUAACAUGAUCUAAAAUGUUUCCAUAAGCAACUUGAUAUCUCGCCUUCCCUUUUCAAAGUGACAGUAUCAAAAUGGAGCCAUUAGUACCUUGCUAAUAUAUAUAUUUUUUAUAUUGUGAUGCAGAAAAGUAAUGUCAUCAUUCUAGUCUACCCACAUCAUCUUUCCACUAAAAAAGCCCAGGGACUAAAGAGCUUCCUAAAGUGGUUUCAGUAUAAAAAUUUACUGUAAAGUUGGAAAACUGCCUGAAGUUACUGACAUUAAGUGUUGUUUCCAAGAGCAAACCAGUGAUUUUCUAUUCACUGUUAAUCCUGGACAAAAGAUUUUAGGCAGCCCAUUUUUUCUAAAGUGAUUCAAAAUAGUUUUGUGUGGGGAAAGGUUCUUCGGCUAAUUGAUAUUAUAGAGCUACAAAAUUGGUUCUGAAACCUAGCCACCCACUCAGUUUGAUCUUUUCCAGGUCAGGCCUCUUCCUCCUGAGCAGAUUAUAGAAACAGAAUGAUACAGGAGACACUCAAGGGCUCCGUCCAUUUUAUACCUAUAAGAUCCAAGCCACUCUUACUAGUUUUCAAGGCUCCUCCUUGACCUUCUUGUUGCCUUGUCUCAUCACUGAGACUGGAAGCUCCUAUAGGGCAAGCUCUGUCUCUCUCCCCUCUCUGGUUUUCUCCUUAGGAAAUUGAGGAAAAGUAGUCAAGUGCCUGCUUAACCAUCCUGCCGUGGGCAUCUAUUACUUUUCCUAGCAGCCAUUACACCUUCUUCUGCUCCCCAGUGCGUGAUUUAUAAGUAGUACUUCCCUUUUUCCUGAUCCCUUCCUCUUCACCAGUGCAUAGCUGCACCUUCUCUUCAAAUCUUGUUCAAAGCAAAAUUCUCCCAGGAAAUCGUCCCAACUAACCCUCUGAGCACUUACAUGAAUGUACUUUGCUUAUGCUGUAUUAAUUCAUAUCUGCUGUCUCACUUCCCUCUUUGAAAUAUGUAAAGAUGCACUGUAAGAAAAUGGACAUUUAUAACUUGCUAUUAAAAAUUUUUUUAAUAUAUAUAAAAAAAAGUAAUGCUAAGCUAAUAAGACAGUUUUGCCAUUAGAAGAAAAAACUUAGAAUACAUAAUACUCCAUCCCCCCACCAAAAAAAAAAAGGAAAAAGAAAAAAUUGUUCUAGGAAUAUAAGCUGCUGCCGUGAUUAAAAUAAGCAUGAAUAAAAAUAUUAAAAUAAAUUUCUAUUGUCAGUCUACAAAUUUAUAGAAUUAAUCAAAUAUGAGCAUAUUGUGGGUAUACGGUGAUGAUUACUGAAAGAGGUGCUGUAGUUUAUUAUUAGAUCAUGAAGCUGUGUAUCUAAAAUUAGAAUAUAAAGUCAAAAAAAAAAAAAAGGUCACAACAU